AUGGUUUCCAGCUUCCGGUUUCUGUGCGUGGAAAUAGACGACAACCUAACCUGGAGUGUCAACACCACCACCAUCAUCAAAAAGGCACAGCAGAGACUACAUCAGCAGGUCAGUAAUCAGGUUCUUGUCUCCUCAGCUCUACAUGAGGACCUGGCCGUCGUUGGUUGUUCAGACUCUGAUGGAGAGCAAACGUACACUCUGGAUGGUGAAGUGAUCUGGUACGCAGACUUCAUCAAGAAGGAAGGAGUCAGUGGUCUGCCUCCUUUUGUAGAUCAUUUUACUUACCUAGGAGGUUAUGAACAAGCUGAGGCUCAGCAACAGAUCUGUAGAUCAAACCUGAACAUUCAUGGUAUUGCCAUGAAGGACCAGCCUCCAGAAAAAGAUCCUCCCAACAGUCCGGUCAUCUACACUGAAGACGACGUGCAGCUGGAGCAGGAGAACACCCUGAUCUGCUUCGUCUCUGGUUUCUAUCCGGCUCCUGUCAAAGUCUUCUGGACCAAGAACGGAGAGAAGGUCACUGAAGGAACCAGCAUCAACGUUCCCUUCCCCAACAAAGACGGCUCCUUCCACCAGAUCUCCAGACUGAACUUCAUCCCGCAGCAGGGAGACAUGUACGGCUGUUCAGUGGAACAUCUGGCCCUGACCGAACCCCUGACCCGAACCUGGGAUGUGGAGACGACUGUCCCUGGUGUUGGACCUGCGGUCUUCUGUGGAGUGGGUCUGACCAUCGGUCUCCUCGGGGUGGCAGCAGGAACCUUCUUCCUCGUCAAAGGAAACGAGUGCAGCUGAUUGGUUGGACCUGAUGACAUCAUCAUGGUUCUGUACAUAAUGUGUUCUGGAGCUAGAAUCUAAAAUCUAACCACAAAAUCACCAUCUAACUGUUUAAUGAUCUGUUUUUCAUGUGUUUAGAUCUCCAUCAGUUCUUAUUGAUUAUUGAUAGAAAACCACUUUAUUGCGUUGAUCUUGGAUCGGAACCUCUGAGACUCAUUGUUUUGUCAAAAGUUCAACUUUUCAAAUAAAACUUUAAGAUGAAAAUGUUUUAAGAAAUUAGUUUCACUAGUUUUCUAACUUCCUGUUUCAUUCAGAGUUUUCACCUGUCUGCAGGGUCGAGGUUUUGUCUCUAUUCUUUUAUUCUUUUGUUAGAUUUCGUUUUUGUCAAAUCGUGUUUGUCAUAUUUCUGUCUUGUUAUUAAACUCUUCAUGAUUUAUUCUUCAAUAAAUAAUAAACCAGUGUAA
Molecule: messenger RNA, 1235 nt
Organism: Cololabis saira (Pacific saury)
Lineage: Eukaryota; Metazoa; Chordata; Actinopteri; Beloniformes; Belonidae
Product: H-2 class II histocompatibility antigen, A-U alpha chain-like
Exons: 4
Coding region: 1-789 (262 amino acids)
Biological process (GO): immunoglobulin production involved in immunoglobulin-mediated immune response; antigen processing and presentation of exogenous peptide antigen via MHC class II; immune response
Cellular component (GO): MHC class II protein complex; membrane
Molecular function (GO): MHC class II protein complex binding
Source: RefSeq, a predicted model, not a curated record